Lathyrus sativus (Indian pea) is the source of this 576-nucleotide messenger RNA. The record is from the annotation of a GenBank genome assembly. NCBI's taxonomy places the organism in Eukaryota, Viridiplantae, Streptophyta, Magnoliopsida, Fabales, Fabaceae.
AUGGAGGAUUUUUCCAUGUUUAUUGAUGUGUUAGAGCUAUUUGAUCUUCUGGUGGUAGGAAAUAAAUUUAUGUGGAUAAACUCCAAUGGGAUUUUUAAAAGCAUAUUUGAUAGAUUCCUUAUAUCAAAAGUGUUGAUUAAGGAAUGGUGUGUGAUGGUGCAUCAUGUUGGCAAGCGUGAUAUCUCGGAUCAUAGAUCGAUUUGGUUGAGAGCUAGUAAGACCAACUGGGGGCCAAAACCGUUUAAGGUCUUUAGAUGUUGGUUUGAUCAUUCUGGUUUUUUAGAUUUUGUGAGCAACGUUUGGACUGAUGUUGAGUUUAUGGGUAGCAGCAGCCAGGUUCGAGUGAAGAAAUUUAAGCUUUUUAGAGAGAGGUUGAGAUGGUGGAACAUCAAUGUGUUUGGAUGGGUGGAUUUGAAAAUAGAAGAAGAGGUGGAUACAUUGAACAGGAUCAAAGAUUAUAUGUCAGUCAGCAGAGGAGUUACGUUGGAGGAUCAAUUGUGUGCGAGAAGUAAGGCACAAAAUCUGAUUUGGAACAAUCUCUUAAGGAAAUUAUGUUACAGUAGAAAUCAAGGUUGA